GAUAAAGACAAAUAUGGCCGACGGAUAUAAAUGAGAAAAGUUGCCUUCAUUUUGACUUGCUUAGACGCGUUCUGAAAGUAAAAAAAUCUAAAGAUGUCUCACGAAGCGAAAGCCGCGGAGCUUAUGGCCGAGGCAGACAGAAAACUGAAGUCUUCUCAGGGUUUUCUAGGCGGAUUUUUUGGAGGUGGAACGAAGAAAGAAGAGGCAGCUGACCUCUAUGUCCGAGCUGCAAACACAUACAAACUGGCCAAGAACUGGAGUGGUGCCGGGAAUGCAUUCUGCCAGGCAGCACAAAUCCAACUCAACUUUCUAGCGAACAAGCAUGAGGCAGCCACUCAGUACAUUGAUGCUGCUAACUGUUAUAAGAAAUCUGAUAACGAUGAAGCAAUCAGCUGUUUACAACAAGGAAUAGAAAUUUAUACGGAUAUGGGUCGCUUCACGAUCGCCGCCAAACAGCACAUGGCUAUAGCCGAAAUUUAUGAAGGAAGUGUCAUAGAUUUAGAGAAGGCAAUCGCUCAUUACGAACAAGCGGCGGAUUUUUAUCGAGGAGAAGAAUCGAAUAGUUCUGCCAACAAGUGUUCACUGAAAGUCGCGCAGUACUCUGCUCAGAUGGAAAACUUCGAAAAAGCCAUUGAAAUUUACGAACAAGUCGCAGCCGACGCCAUCGAGAGUUCACUGUUAAAAUACAGUGCGAAGGAAUAUUUCUUCAAGGCGGCGUUGUGUCAGAUGUGUGUUGACAUGUUGGAAGGGCAGAGAGCUGUGGACAAAUACUGCGACAUGUACGCUGCUUUCCAAGACACCAGAGAAUGUAAACUGCUCAGGGCAUUACUUGAAGCUCAAGAAGAGGAAAAUGUGGAAGCAUUUACGGAAGCGGUGAAGAAUUACGACAGCAUUUCAAGGCUUGAUCAAUGGCUGACUACAAUUUUAUUGAAAAUAAAGAAAGGAAUAAGCGAGGAACCCGAAAUAACCUGAACAUUAAAAAAUAAACCUUUACUUUUAAAGCAUUGAUGAGUCAACUCCACUGUAAACGAAAUCUAACUACUGUAAAUGAACAACGUACAAUCACAUAAAAAGUCGGGUUUCCAUCAGCGAUAUUUUUUUCGUUCGAACCGACAUUUUUCUUCUCUUUAUUUCGCGCGAAAGAAAAGUCGCAGGGUAAUUUUUCAGAUUGUGUGUAGAAAGCAUUAGGCAUAUGAACUAGUUUACUGGUGAUAAAUCUAAUCGCGAUCUAAGAAUGUUGUAAUUCUAAGAAUUGAUUGUCAAUUUACUUUCUAAUGAAGCCCAUAUUGCUAUU
Messenger RNA from Dendronephthya gigantea, 1294 nucleotides. RefSeq names its product alpha-soluble NSF attachment protein-like. The transcript has 10 exons. The record is from RefSeq and is a predicted model, not a curated record. Gene Ontology annotation, cellular component: SNARE complex; vacuolar membrane. Gene Ontology annotation, molecular function: syntaxin binding; soluble NSF attachment protein activity. Lineage: Eukaryota; Metazoa; Cnidaria; Anthozoa; Malacalcyonacea; Nephtheidae. Gene Ontology annotation, biological process: intracellular protein transport; SNARE complex disassembly. The coding region runs from base 94 to 972 and encodes 292 amino acids.